Messenger RNA from Caenorhabditis remanei, 990 nucleotides. RefSeq lists its product as uncharacterized. Gene Ontology annotation, biological process: positive regulation of Wnt signaling pathway. The transcript has 4 exons. Lineage: Eukaryota; Metazoa; Nematoda; Chromadorea; Rhabditida; Rhabditidae. Gene Ontology annotation, molecular function: signaling receptor activity. The coding region runs from base 1 to 990 and encodes 329 amino acids. The record is from RefSeq and is a predicted model, not a curated record. Gene Ontology annotation, cellular component: membrane; external side of plasma membrane.
AUGAAGUUCAUUCUUUUCGUCUCGGCUCUGAUCGCAGCUUGCACUGCAUCCAGUCUGGAAUUCGUGGCUGUUCCAUCUUCAUUGAAGCUUCCAGAGACUGAUGCUACAAUCAAGACCACUAAAAUCUCUACUCUCAAUGAGAAUAUUCUUGGACUCUCCGCUAGACAAGUUGAUGGAUUCCCAGUCUCAAUUGACUUGUUCUCUCGUCCUCGUGCCCUUGCUGUGGUCAGUGUCAUCGGAACCGACAACUUGAAUUUGGGAGGAUCAACCUACUCUACCAAAUCUGAUGGCGUCGAAACUGUUGGAUUCGAACAAGACAUGGCUCUUAUCUUCGGUGCUGAUCGUGAAUCCGUUCAAGUUUCUGCCGGAGGAAUCACUGGAUCCCGACUUGCUCUUUCAGCCAAACAAGAAGUUGUUGAUGCAUCAGUAAUCAAAACUCAAAGAGCUACACUCAGAAGUGAAUUGGAAGCUGUCUAUCAACUUGCUGCUGCUAUCAAGACUGCUGGUAUUCAAAUGGAUAACAAUGCUGAUGUUUUCCGUGUCACCAUCACCGGACUCGUUGGAAUCACCGAUGAAUCUCAAAAACAAGAAGCCGUCGCUGACGUCAAGGCCGCUAUUCAAGCUCUCACAGCCGCCAUCAACAACUCUUAUGGAGGACAAGCUGUCGUCGAGCUUUUGACUUUUGAUGCUGAAACUGGAUCAGCUGAGAUAACAUCAGAAAACCGCGAGAUUCCAUCUGAUUCUCACAACAUUCAGAAGAGAGAUGUCUCUAUUGGCGCUUUCAAGGAUGCUCUCAAUUCUGCUCGUAAAGGAUUCCAAGUGACCGUUCCAGUCUCUUCUGAUUAUCCAGCCAUUUUCGCCAUUUUCCUUGGAUUGGUUGUUAUCUUAGUUAUUGCGCUGAUCUACAUUGUCGUCGGAAUGGCAUCAAUUGAUCCAGAGAAAGAUUCGAUCAUCUACCGUAUGACAACAACCAGAAUGAAGAAAGACUAA